AUGCCACCCCGACUCAAUCUCUGCACAGCUCAAAAGGCGAUCUCCGCCUUUCGCCAACCGCCCCUCGCCUCUACGCGGAGUCUCGCAACCCACACCCGUUUCCGUGCCGCACAGUCGACGGGCCCCCUACAAAAACGAUGGAACUCGUCGCGGAAUGACGCGAAUGAUCUGCCGGAGACACCGAAGGAUCCCUCGGAUGAUCUGCUGCCGCCUGUUAGCGAGGAGGCGGCGGCGAUAGACCGGAUCAUGAACAAGGAGAAGCAGUGUGAUGGGCAGCCGGCGACUCCAGAGUUGGAGCAGGGGACGCCUGUUUCUGAGAUCCUCUCGCGCGACAAAGAGGCCAUGAAGCACAUGCCCAAAGUGAUGCAGGACCAGAUUAAGAAGAAUGGCGGCUCGCGCUCCUUCUCGACCUCAGCACGCAGCCGGUUGCCGGAUGUCCAAGAGACCAACUCCGCUAGGGAAGACCCGUCCAUCGCCAUGGUGGCCAGCAUGAUCGAGCAGGUCACCGAACGGGCUCAGGGUCAGGAAGCCGAGACCCAUUCGGGCCUCAAGUUCGAUCCGCCCGUGUCACCGGCCAAUACCAAGACGCUCAAUUUCCGCAAACGCUACGAUACCCUGCAGGAGCAGUUCACUAAGAUGAUUAUGGAGGAUGGGAAGCUGAGUCGCGCACAGAAGGUCAUGGCCUCCAUCCUGGACCAGCUCCGCACCUCCCCCGCUCCCCAGGUGAAUCCUCGCCGGCGUCUACUCGGCGCACCGCCAGCUCCCCAGCUGCCCCUCGACCCUGUGCUCUACCUGACCUUGAUUGUCGACUCGGUGGCCCCUCUCUUCCGUAUUCGCCAGCAGAAGGGUCUUACCGGCGGUGGUACCGCUGUGCAAAUCCCUCACCCGCUGACGCUGCGCCAGCGCCGCCGAUCGGCUAUCAAGUGGAUCAUUGAUGCCUCUGACAAGCGCCGGGACACUCACCUGGCUCAGCGGAUUGCUAACGAGUUAUUGGCUGUCGCUGAGGGCCGUAGUGGUGUCUGGGAGCGCCGGGACCAGCAGCAUAAGCUGGGUAUUGCCGGUCGGGCGAAUCUGGGACUUGCUCCCCGUCGGCGCCGCCUUCCUUCUCCGCACAUCCCACCCUCUCACUUCCAACCGGAUAUCUUUCCCUGCUGCUCCUUGGAUGACCGUGGCCGACCUCCUCCCGGCCCUUCUUCCACGACGGUGGCUGCUUCCACCUCAGCUCCCGACUCCAUUGAACUCGCCAAUUUCCGCCCACCUCCCCAAGAAUCUGCCCGCAAAAGACCAGCUGGCCGUGCUGCAAGGCCCUUUGAGCCCGCUGCCAGCUCACAGUCACUCGCGCAGCUUGGUGCAGGGCUAGACACUGAGUGGGAGAAGAGCGGCUCCUCUCCAGAUCAGCUCCGCCGGCACGGCUCCCGCUUCACACGACUCUGGUUCUGGGCGGAGGCCCUUCGACGUCGCGCUCGGAACCCUAUUGUUGAACAAGAACAAGAACCUACCGCCGAGAUGAAGUUCUCUCACAGCAUUCAGUUCAACGCGGUGCCGGAUUGGAGUUCCAAUUACAUUGCGUAUAGCAAUCUCAAGAAGUUGAUCUACACACUUGAGAAGCAGGUCAACCGGGCAGAUGGCCCUGCUGAUGUUGAAUCCUCUCCGCUGCUGGGUUCGGUGAGCAACCCAGACGCCAUCUUCAAGCGGGCGCUCGAUGGAGAAAUGGACAAGAUCUGUACCUUCUAUCAGAAGAAGCAGACAGAGAUAUUUGAGCUUACAGAUGAGUUGAUGCGGGAGGCCUCUGUCUACCUGUCCGACACCGAUGGGGUCAACAUGGAUCCCGUGAGCGAGACCGUCAUCAAGGCACGAAGGAUGAGCGCGAGCUCCCGCCAGGGUACAGGUAGUAUUUUCCAGAACCUCGGGCUUUCCCAUCGCCGGCGGUCUAGCGCAAUCAGUGAGGACGAUAGUGAUGAGGAGCACUCGCCGACAUUUGCUCCUAGACAGCGAGCGAUGCAAUCAACUGAUGGCGAGUCGACCAAUCUAGAGGAUGGACACGACCUAGCAGAUUCCACUUUCUUUGGCGCAGCUUCCAGCCGUGGCCCACAAGAUUUCUCUUUUGGCGACCAAACCCUUUUUGCCUUGUACAACGCUGGUGUUUCCCUGAAAAAGCGCCUGAUCGAGUGCUACGUUUCCCUCUGCGAACUUCGCUCCUUCAUCGAACUCAACAAGACCGGCUUCUCCAAAGCUCUGAAGAAGUACGACAAGACCCUGAACCGCAAUCUUCGACGCGAGUACCUAAACUCGGUUGUUUACCCGGCGGCUCCCUUCACUGAAAGCACCAUGGCUUCCGUUGACAACAACAUCGAGAAGGUCGAGGGCGUCUACGCCGACGCUGUCACCAAGGGCAACCGUGAGCUGGCCAGUCGCGAGCUGCGUCUGCACCUGCGUGAACAUGUCGUCUGGGAGCGCAACACGGUCUGGCGGGAGAUGAUCGAGAUCGAGCGUCGCGCCCAGGCUGCCAACGUGGGUAUCCGUCACACUCUGCUGGGUGGCGAUGAGGACCCGGCUACUGCGCGCCGCCAGGGCGACAAGCAGGAGAUUCGCACCAUGGAAGUUGCGACUCCUCUCGGGCGCUUCCAUUUCCCGCUGUGGCUUUGCAGCCUGAGCUUCGGUACUCUGGUCUUUACGGUUGCUGUGUUCGGCACCUUGCUGGCGGUCCCUGUGAUGGACACCCCCGAACAGCAGAACUGCCUGGCCAUGCUCGUUCUUGUCAGUAUGCUCUGGGCCACCGAGGCCAUUCCUCUCUUCGUGACCUCUCUCUUGAUCCCUUUCCUGGUCGUGGUCCUGGGUAUCGUCCGAUCUGACGACAAGCCGCACAAGCGGCUGGGUCCUCAUGAGGCAGUGGGCAUGGUGUUUUCGGCCAUGUGGACGCCGGUGAUUAUGCUUCUGCUGGGCGGGUUCACUAUUGCGGCUGCACUGUCCAAGUAUGACAUCGCGCGUCGCAUGGCCAUGUUCGUCCUGAGCAAGGCCGGAUCCAAGCCACACGUCGUCCUUCUUACCAACAUGUUUGUGAGCAUGUUCCUGAGCAUGUGGAUCAGCAACGUCGCGUCCCCGGUGCUGUGCUACUCGAUCAUCCAGCCUCUCCUGCGCAACAUGCCCCCCGAGUCGAACUUCGCCAAAGCGCUCGUGUUGGGAAUUGCGCUCGCUGCCAAUGUCGGUGGCGCUGCCUCUCCGAUCGCCUCGCCGCAGAACAUCAUCGCGCUGCAGAACAUGUACCCAAGCAUCAGCUGGGGCACCUGGUUCUUCAUCUCUCUGCCCGUCUGCAUCAUCUCGAUUCUGCUCAUCUGGGGCUUGCUGUUGGUGACCUUCCACCCGGGCCGCAACGCGACCAUCAUUCCCAUCCGACCCGUCAAGGACCCUUACACCGGCGUCCAGUAUUUCAUCAGCGCAGUGACCCUGGUCACGAUCGCCCUCUGGUGCGCCAGCCAUCAGCUUGAGCAUGUCUUCGGCGACAUGGGCGUCAUCGCGAUCAUUCCCAUUGUCUUGUUCUUCGGCACUGGCAUUCUCAACAAGGAAGACUUUAAUAACUUCCUGUGGACCAUCAUCAUCCUUGCCGCCGGCGGACUGUGCCUGGGCAAGGCUGUCACAUCGUCCGGCUUGCUGCACACUAUUGCCUCGGGCAUCAUCGCGCGCGUCGAGCAUCUUAGCCUGUACAGCGUGCUGCUCGUUUUCUCGGCCCUGAUCCUGGUCAUAGCCACCUUCAUCUCGCACACCGUCGCCGCACUGAUUAUCCUGCCGCUCGUCCGCCAGGUCGGCGUCAGCAUGGAAAAUCCCCACCCGAACCUGCUCGUCAUGGCCAGUGCCUUGAUGUGCUCCGUGGCGAUGGCCUUGCCCACCAGUGGCUUCCCUAAUAUGACCGCGAUCAUGACCGAGGUCCCUCAGACGGGCCAGCGAUACCUCCAAGUCCGCCACUUCCUCACUCGGGGCAUUCCGGCGAGUCUGAUGUCCUUUGUGGUGAUUGUCACCAUCGGCUAUGGACUGAUGUAUGUAGCCGGGCUGUAA
Molecule: messenger RNA, 4050 nt
Organism: Penicillium riverlandense
Lineage: Eukaryota; Fungi; Ascomycota; Eurotiomycetes; Eurotiales; Aspergillaceae
Product: putative plasma membrane phosphate transporter Pho87
Exons: 5
Coding region: 1-4050 (1349 amino acids)
Biological process (GO): polyphosphate metabolic process; phosphate ion transport; monoatomic anion transmembrane transport
Cellular component (GO): membrane
Molecular function (GO): phosphate transmembrane transporter activity
Source: RefSeq, a predicted model, not a curated record